Messenger RNA from Anopheles stephensi (Asian malaria mosquito), 5553 nucleotides. Its product is annotated as probable serine/threonine-protein kinase yakA. NCBI's taxonomy places the organism in Eukaryota, Metazoa, Arthropoda, Insecta, Diptera, Culicidae. The transcript is spliced from 5 exons. Gene Ontology annotation, molecular function: zinc ion binding; nucleic acid binding. Bases 1087 to 4194 code for a protein of 1035 amino acids. The record is from RefSeq and is a predicted model, not a curated record.
CAUCAUCAUUGUACCAUUUUCCGGUUCCAGCACCGGAGAAUUGGGCUUGUUAUUUUUUUAAAGAGGAAAGUGAUCGAGGUUCCGAUUUUCACCCGCUGAUCCACGCGCAACACACACCCGGAUGAAAGCUUUUUGUUGGGCACCAUCGUAGCACACAGAGGAAGGAGUGUUGUUCUUCGUUGACAGUGUACAUCGCAGGGUGUAUGGGUGUGUGUGUGUGUGCACGUGCGGUUGUGUGCGUGUGUGCGUAUGCAAGUGUGUAAUGUGUGUGUCUGUGCAGUUUAUUUUUUCGUUCCGGAAAAGAUUAAUUUUCUCAGGGACAUCAACCACCAGCCGUGAGGAUUGUUGUGGAGAAAGUGUUAUCCCAUUAGAAAAUGAAAGAUAAAAUAAGGAUUGAGCACUAGUAGAAAGAACAAAUAGUUGGCAUAACGCCUCCGGAUAAGACUACUGGUGGAAAGUGACCACCGGAAGCGUGGAACACCCAGGACAAAAACUCAGUUGGCUUCGUUCAAGGGAUGCAGAAAUGAUCAAUACAUGGCUUGCACUUGGAAGGACAGCGCGACAAAAGCAUACGAUUGUUUAACACAGGACGACGCUGAGAAUGGCAGGAAGAAAGGCGACGGUUUUGCGCGUGUGUUGAUUCCUGUACACGAAUUUACUGCUGCUAAGUUGUCCCUGCGCUGGCCGAUCACCAGUACGAUAGGCCAUCACUAUCGCCACUAAUCGUAACGGACAUUCGCAAAGUAUGGUAAUGACAUCGAGGACAGAGUAGUAGGAGACCUGUAUUGAUUAUUCAUUGGUGAAAAAGCCUACCACCAAACGCCGCCACUUUCGUUGCCUACGCCGUUGUGCGAAAGUAAACAAUUCAGCCAACAAAACGAGACUACUAAUACGCGUCAGUAAGCGUAUACGGUGUCGGUUGGCGUGUUUACAAGCAACGAGGGUAACGAGAGCGAAAGGGAUAACCAGAAGAGAGAGAGAGAGAGGAGAGGGGAAAAGGGUCGAAAGAACGGACACUUUUAAGAGGAAAAACAACACGAAACCCGUACUCCGCUUGACGCCGUAGAAUCAAAUGUGUUGCUGGAAAUGAUUUGUAACGAGGACGUCGUCAAUUGGUUCAGAGAUCUGAAGAGCUACAGCAGAAUAGACACCAUGUGCAUCAUGCUGAACAUGUGCCUUCCGUUCGAGCUGCGGUUCCUCGGUACGUACCUGGAGGAGCUCGGCCGGCGGGACGCACCGGAGUUGCGCGGGGCUGAGCUGAAGGUGAACAACCCGCAAGAGUUUAUCGCCGACAUCGCGUCCGGCGAGCCGACCGAUCAACGGAUCCGGCGCAAGAUGGCCCUGUUUCUGGCGCUGUACCGUGCCUGCAACCAUGCGUACGCCAACGAGCUGUUCAAAACGCUCGAAGGUUGGGGUGCCCGGACGGAUCUGCAGCGACUGUUCGAGGAGGAUGAUCAGCAGGAGCUGCUGCUGGUGUACACGAUGGCGACCAACCAUCCGGUGUUUUCGUUCGAGCAACGGUUGCACUGUGGUGAAAUUUUUACCAAGCUAAAAUCGUGGGAAACGAAAACCAGCCGCGAGGAUGUGACGUUGGAGCAGCAACAGCAGCAGCAGCAGCAGCAGCAUCAUGCGCAACAUCAUCAGCACCACCAGCAGCCACCAUCGCAGCAUCAUUCGAUGGAUUCGUUGCAUAGCAACAGCCCGCAGCAGUCGCCGAUACAGCAACAGCAGCAGCAACUACUCCAUCAACCGCAGCAUCUGCAAAAUUCGACGCCACCUCCCGCUGUUCCACCGCCUGGAACGGCAACAAUUCACGCACUGCCACCGAAUGCGGCCAUUACGAUGCAAAACCUUCCGCAAGGUCCUGCAUCGCUCGGUCAACCGAUCACGCUUACCUAUGCGGGAUUGCCAGGAUUGGGCCAGACGAUUGCUACCGAUGCCACACUGACUCCUACGCAUUAUCUUGAACCGUUGCAUGCGUUGCCGGUGCAGACAGACUUUACGAUUCCUCCGCCAGGACCACCAGCAGGAACUGUAUCGUCACGAUGGGUUCAAAACGUUUACCCUCAGAUAUCCUUUCCACCGCCGGCAUCAUCCCCACACAUGAGCAAUCCCUCGUCACCGAUACAAAGCCGUACGACAAGUCCAACCCGCAUCCAUCCGAGCAGUGUGCAGCAUCGAAUUAGCCGAAAUCAGCAGAAUGAUCAGCAGCAGCAGCACCAGCAGCACCAGCAACAACAGCAACAACAGCAGCAGAACCAAUCGCAAAUGCAAAGCCUAAAACCUGUUGAUGAGGACCAGACAAUGGUGAUGCUGAGUCAGAUGCAGCUCCGAAACGGCAUGCGCCAGACGCAUAACACGUUGCCCCGACAAUCCAAGCAGAACUAUGUCAGUCAGCUUCCGCCAUAUCAUCAUCAACAGCAGCAGCAGCAGCAGCAGCAGCAACAUCAUUCGCAGCGGGACAGUGGGAUGUUUCACACGGCAAACUACAACCUAAAGGGCGGCAUGAUGAUGGACAUCUUGAACCAUCAACCAAACUCAACGGGCAGCGAUUCGGGUAGUUCGAUUGGAUCGACGGGCGAAGUUUCGCCACCGGAAACGCCCGGAGUUGUGCCGCCGACCAGCAUGCCCACGAUUCCACACCUCCGCUCAAAUCAGUCGAACAACAACAUGCGCAACAUUAACGGGCGGCCAGAAAAGCAAUAUCCCUCGAUGACAUAUUCGCAGCUCCAUCAGCAGCACCAGCAAAGUGUUGCCCAUCAGCAGCAACAGCAGCAGCAGCAGCAACAGCAGCAGCAACAGCAGCAGCAACAGCAACAGUUUGCCGGCGCUGAUCUAAUGGUCACCAGUACGGGGCAAACUUUUCUCACCACCGGCACGACCAACGGAGGUGCUACGAUGAGUAGCACCGGCAACAAUGGAGGUACCGGCAGUGGAGUUGUGUCCGGACAGGUGUUAAUCAAUCAGGCCACCCAGCAGGGCCAGUUUGUGUACGCCGGUGCGCCAGCAUCCUUUCCGCAGGUAAGCGUAUCGCAUCGGUCCGUUACCAAUGCAGCCCUUCCGCAUGGUACCGCAUACCGGACGGCGCCGGCCUAUGCGCAGGCAAUUCAAUCGCAGCAACCACAACAGCAACCGACCGCCGAACCGAUACUGUAUCAGUAUCAUCCGACAGCGGUGGUAGCGGCUGCCGGUGUGCCUGGACAGACCGUGGUAGCAAACAGUGCGAUACCGUAUCUCCCGCCGCAGCAAACCUCCUCGACGGUGGCCAGCACGCAGACCAAUCUGCCCGGUGCGGUACGAUCAUCACCCUCGCCACAGAUUGGUUUACUGCAGCAGAGCAAGGUGCAGACGGGAAGCGGCUCAGUGGUUGCUUACGGCGCGACCACAACACUUCCGUACACCAGCAGUGCGCCAUCGUGUUACAACUGUGGUUCGCUCAAGCAUACCGGCCUAGACUGUCCCGAAGCGUCGAUGGAGGAUAUGACGCGUACGUCGAAUUUUACGCUCGAUUACAACACGAUAAGCACGAACAGUGCAACGUCACCGGGAACGGUAACAACGCCGACGACCGCUUCAAUACCGCCGGUGGUUGGUGGAACGGGAAAUAGCAAUAACAACCAGACGCCCGGUACGGUCCCGGUAGUUGAUCUGACCACCGUAUCGGCCAAUGUGUCAUCGACCGAAAGCAGCAGUACGAGCAGUAGCACCAGCAGCAACAGCAACAGCAGCAGCAGCAGCAGCAGCACCGGUAGCAAUACUAACAGCGGUAAUGGUAAUAGCAAGAGCAACAUUACGACCAGCCUCAGCAGCAGCAGCAGCAGCAGCAGCAAUAUGAUUAGUGCCAGCAGUAACAACAAUAACAACAACAACCAUCACCUUCACCAUCAGCAUCAUCUUCCGCACCAUCAUCAUCAUCAUCAUCAUCAUCUCCACAACCACGGCAAUAGUGGCAGCGUGAGCAGCAGUAGCAGUAACAGCAAUAACAGUUCCAUGGACGUGCCCCUGACGGGCGGCCUGUUGCCGGUGGAUGCUGUUAGCGGCGGUGGCAGCAACAGCGGUAGCAACCCCAGUUCCGGCACCAGCACUAGUGCCGCCGGAGGUGGUGGCGGCAACGCUGGCGGUAACAGCAACAGCGCUGCCGGUGGUGGCGGUAGUAAUAAUAGUAGCAAUCUCGUUAGUGCUAGCGGUAAGUGAUAAUCAUUGGAGAAGGGUAGAGUAAUCCGGUCGAAUCGAUCCGUUCUGGCGCUAGCAGCGGUGGCUGCAUCUGUUGCGGCCGCAGCGGCACUUCUUCGUUCGUUUUCCUUGUCCUUGCUCACUCGUUCGCUGCAUUCUGUCAAUGGUACGACGGACCACAGUGCUUGAACCAGCAGUGAAGUUCAGGCCAGUCUGGGGGGUUAGCAGUAGUCGACGGGGGGAUGCAUGAUGAGGCGGUCGGAAGGCAGACGGUCUUGUCUUCUUUCUGCCGAUCUCCACCAAUAUUGAUCGCUAAUCCAGCUCGUUCGAACUGGGAGCCGAAUGCGUCUCACCGUUUGCACGAUUGAAGAUCACCCCUUUCAGUGCACCACCGAUCGUGUGAUCGUGUCGUUUUUUGGGCCUGCUCUAUCAACGAUCGCGGACACAGAACCGCCUUUGGGGUCGAGCGAGGUUCGAAAACGAUUGCUUACUUAGUCCGCGUAUAUGUGUAACACAUCUAACGAUAGCCAUGAUUUGUGUCUCCUCUCUGGGCUUGAUCGAACAGUUGUAGGGGUAUGCAUAGCAUGGACUGUGUGCGUGUGUAAAUCUUCCCCAUUUUAUCUUUUAGUAACGACGACGUUUAGCAUUAGGUAGGAUAGGACGGUUUUUAUACUUGAGCAAACUAUAGCCUGACACACACACACACAUACACACACACACACAGACACACAAGCGGAUAUCGAAAUCCUGCUUGAGAUGGAAUGGUAAGCCGAGUUCGCCCUUUAAUUGGCUUUAUUUUAAAGGAAAGGACCCUUACGUAAAUACGCCCUUUUAUGUAAGCUUUGAUAAGCGUUUUGAUUAUGAUAACGACACUCGAUGCAAGGCAUGGCCGAUGCUUUGCUGCUCAUCAUUAUGAUUGAUUUAUGUGUGUGUGUGUGUUCGUAUAGUUUUAGUCUAAGUUUCGGACAUUUGUUUACAAUCCUCAAAAGUGAACUGUUUGCACUAAAUUUUGUGCCAUCGUGGAAUGAACACACACAUUACGCUCGUGCUGUGUGUGUGUGUUUGCUGUUAUCGAACGUUUGCACACUUAAUGUUUGCAACUUUUUGCAAAGGAUCAGUUCUUGUGUUUUAUCAUUUAUAUUUUUUUGUAUUUUAAUAUUUGUUUUUUAUUCAUGUUCGCGUUUUGGUUGUGUAGGGCAAGACAGGAGGGAGGGCGAGGGAGAGCGAGAAACAAGAGGACAAUUUUAUGUAAGUAGCUUAAGAGCAAUGACUUAUAGCUAGUUAAACGACGUUUGUUUAUGCUACGACAUGACGAACAGAGCAAGUAUUGGAUGAUAAUAAAGUCGAUCGGGUGUUGGUUGUGGAGUUCUCGGAAAAUAA